UGGCUCAUCUCACGGAUCUUGCCUUCUCCUUUUCCCACCCGGCCACCCCUUAUCUUUCUUUCUACUACUAUUUUUUCACUUUUUUUUUCUUUAUUUAAAUUAAAUUGAAUUAAAUUUAUUAAAAAAUAUUAAUAAAAAUAUUUGGGAGGGGGGUUCCUACACAUCUUGGUAUAUAUAAGACCCAUCUUGAAGAACUGAUGAAAGGUCAGUCCAUUGUGCCAAAAAAAUCAUAAAAACAUCAUCUCUUUAUCUAUCUAUAUUGUCAGCAAAAAAGCAUACUUUCAUUCAUAUACUCAUAUAUAUUUACACAAACACAAAAAAAAAAAAUUAUAAAAAAAAAGGAGAGAAAAUGGCAGCAUCUUGGGUUAAAACUAUUACCUCUCCUUUCAAAAAAGCUUGCACCUUUGUCAAACAUCAACCUCCAAAGGAUAAGAAAUCUAAGCAAGAAAAUGAGAAUACAGUGAUGGCUUUACAUGGAGAGGUGAUGGCUUGCACAUACGAGGAUGUCCAGGUCAUGUGGUCUAUGUUGGAUAAAUCCAAGCCCGGAGCCUGCAAUAUGACGUCCUGACUCCAUCCAAAUGGGCCUUACUUUGGGUUCACUUAUCCAUACCCAAUUCGGCCCAUUUCUUCUUAUUGGCCCGUUCACCUCGGCAUUUGUGUCCAUGUAGAUAAUAUGUUAUUUUGGAUAAUGCUUUGGAGAAGCCAACUUAUUAAAAACCAAAAAAACCAAAAUAUAAUUAUGUGAAGUAAUUAUUUUUUUUACCUUUUUAGUUUUUAGGAGUAUGGUUAUUUGCCAUCCCCAAUGGCUUCACCAUCAAUUGGAAGCUUAGGGUCUUUUUUUUUUUUUUUUUCUUUUUCUCAUCCUAAUUUGUAAUGUGUUUAGUAGGCAAUCCCCGUGUAAAAUAAUAUUUAUCACGGCGAGAUUUUUUCAAUGAGAUUAUUAAUCUUCCUUGA
This is a messenger RNA of Spinacia oleracea (spinach), 954 nucleotides long. RefSeq lists its product as uncharacterized. The record is from RefSeq and is a predicted model, not a curated record. The transcript is spliced from 2 exons. Lineage: Eukaryota; Viridiplantae; Streptophyta; Magnoliopsida; Caryophyllales; Amaranthaceae. Bases 350 to 568 code for a protein of 72 amino acids.